UGACCCAGUUCAGUUGUUGCGCAGCCCUGGUUUUGCAUUGUUUUUACGCUGGCAUUAAUUAGAAUUGGUAAAUAUACGUUUGCCAGCGUGAUUAUAUUGAAGUUCUGCCGUUGCAAGCGAGUUUCCAGUGAUAACAAACUCAAAAACCAACUGGAAAAUUGGCAAAAACGGGCGAAAUAACAGCAAACAAAACACGCACACAUAGGAACACACACACACACACGCACACAUGCAAAGAGGUGCACACGUCAGUGCCACGAAUUCCAUAAAAAAAACAACAAGAAAGCCAAAGCUUUAGUUUUAGGCUAAAUCGCAUAAACCGAUCCGAUCGGAAGCGGAAGAUAUAUAUGCCAGCUACAUGGUAAACCCUCUCUCGUUGCAGUCAAUGUCGAUAGCUAGCGCUGCGCAGCCACCGUGGAUAUAUAAUCGGUCCUUCAGAUAGCCAGUCCGCAUAUAUAUUCCCGAUUCCCCCCGAUUUGUUUUUCCUUCUCCCGUCUUUUUUGUUUUGUUUUUUUUUUUCUGGAUUGUUUGUUUUGCCCUCCUUAAAAAAUAACUAGGCUAGUUAUAUUUUGUAAUUGAAACGACGAUGGCGGAGGAUUCGGCUUCUUUGGAGAGUUCCUACGAUUUCUCCAUCGUUCAGCCCGAUAAUCACGAAUAUGGCGAGGCGGAUUUACGCUUGACGGGCAGCUCCAACGAUCUGUCCUUGUUACAGAAUGAAUCCGCCAGCACAACGAGAGGCACCGAGGGCAAGGGCCGUUUGGACAGCCUUAAAGAGAAUCUGUACAAGCAGCAGGAACGCCUAACUGCCUUGAAGGAACGUGCCUUGAGGAAAUCGCAGGAUGGGCGACGCCAGUCCAGCAUGAGUGACUCCAUGGAGUCGCUGAAGACGCUGGGCCAGAAGCUCACCGUGCUGAAGACGCGUUCCGGCGACGCCUCCACUCCGCUGGCCACGCCCACCAAGGAUAGCGAUGCGUCGCUGCUGCAGACCAGCGGCAGCGAGAAGCUACUGAUGCUCACCCAGCGCACCGAACAGAAUCGCGCUUUGCUGGAGCAGCGAAAGAGGGAUCUGGCCAAGUCGCUGCUCUCGGUCAAGUCGAAUAGAACCACCACCACCAGCAGCGCCGGCGGCGGCGGCGAGCUGGGCUCUUCCAUGACGGAUCUGCGGCAGGCGACGUCCGCCGCCUCCAAUCCCCCGGUCUCCCGUCACCGUUCCGCCUUGGAUUUGGAGUCGCAGGGCCAGGAGCCGCUGGACGAGAGCCGCCUGAAGCUGCUGCGGAAUCGCAUGAAGCUCACGGAACUCAAGUCGGGCCGUCAGGAGCAGGAGCUGCAGGAGCUGCGCACCGAACUGGCCAAGCGGGGCCAUCUCAUCGAGCAACUGGAGCUAUCCGGCGCCGAAUUGCAGCGCUCGCUGACGCAGCGCAACGAGGAGCUGGAGCAAUUGCGACUGGGCGGGGAAAAGGAGGAGCUGCAGGAGCAGGAGCAAGCGCGUCUCCAGGGAGAGGUUUUAGUGCUAAGAGAACGACUGGCAGAGCUGGAGAACAUCAACGAUCUGCUAGAGACGACGCGCUGUGAGCUGCAGGAGGAGCUGACCACGGCACGCGAAAGGGAAAGGCAAAGGGAGCAGGACAGUCCCCCAGCGGAGGCGGCGUCCACGGAUGCCCAGGUGAGCGUGGAGCUGGCCAAGCAGCUGCAGGAGCUCACCAAUCAGCUGGCCGAACUGCAGGCCGCCAACGAGGAGCUGCGAUGCCAGGUGGCCGCCCAAAAGAAGCUCCCAGUGAGCGAUGAGAGCGUCUCGCAGCGUCUUGCCGAACUGGAGGCCACCAUAUCCGAGCAAACUGCUCAGCUAGAGGAUCAAAAAUCGCAGUUGGCUGGCCAAAGCGAGGAGAUCGCCGAGAAGACCACCGAACUCAAUGUGCUCAAUGUGAAUCUGCGUCUGCUGGAGGAGAAGCUGGCCCAGAGCAGUCGCAGCAAGCCCCUGUUCCUCGACGACCAGCCGGAGGACGGAGAACUGCAGCAGCUGAAGCAGAAGCUGGACGAAUCGAACAAGGCCAACAUCAAGCUGAAGCUCAAGUGCAAGCAGGCGGAGAAGCAGCUGCAAAAGCUGCAGACUCAGGAUGGCCAGCAGCAGCAGGAGCAGUUGGAGGAGCUGCAGCAGAGGAUCACGAUGCUGGAGGACGAAAAGGGCCAAUGGCAGUUGGCCAGCAUGCAGAGAUCGCAGGAGGAGGAUCAGCAGGUUAGCCUGCUCGAGCAGCAGAAGCAGGAAUUGCAGCAGGCUUUGGAGUCUGCGCGCGUCGAAUCCGAGCUAAGCGAGGCCCAAAUGGAGGAGCAGCUCACCCAGCGCGUCCAGCAACUCGAGCAGGAGGCCCACGAGCAGCGUGAGCAACUAAGCAACCUGCAAAGCGAAAAGGCGACGCUGGACAAGAAGCUGACGCACUACAUCAACGAGAACAUGGAGCUGCUGGACAAGCUGGAGAAGCUCAGCUCGUCCAGUUCGGCGGAAUCAAUUGAGAUAGUGGAGCGACCGGCCAGCGAGGCGGCAGAUCCUCCAGCGAUGCCCAGUCACGUGAGCGAACUCACGCAAACGGAGGAUGCCGCGCAGGAAGAGAGCCUCUCGCAGCUGAGGGAACGCUUGGAAUUAUUCACCCAGGAACGCGGCGAAGUGCUGGACAAGCUGGAGCAGCUGUCGGCAGAGAAUCUGCAGCUGCAGGCGCGACUGGAGGAGAGUUCCAGCUCGCUGCAGUUGCUGCAGCGUGAGCGGGAAAAGGAUCUGCUCUCCUCCACCUCGACCUCGUCGAAUCUCUCGCAGGAACUGAGCUCCAUGCAGCGUUCCUCCGAGGUGGUGGCCACUUUAGAUGCCGGCGAAGGCGGACCCCUGCUCUUUGAGAAGUGCGAGAAGUCGCUGAGCAAACUCAACUCGGAACUGGAGGCCUAUCGCAAGGCCAACGAUCGGCAGGCCAAGUUCAAUGUGUCCAAGAAACUGGCCAGGGAGGCCAAGAACUGCCACGCCCAGUUGAGCGAGCUGCUGCACAAGGUCAAGGAGGCCAGCACGGCGGUGGAAACGGUGACUGUGGUGGAGACCGUGGUCGCUGUGACCGCUCCCAAUGGCAAAGCUCUCGCGGAAUACGAGCAGUUGAACGCCCAGAAUGCCGAACUCAAGGCGGUGAUCUCGCGUCUGCGUCAGGAGUUGGAUGAAAUGGAAACACCAUUAAGUAUAGUUGGUUCCGAGUCCGAAGCCCAAAGGGAAGCGGAGUUCCGGCAGCUGCAAUCCUCGCAGGCGGAGCAACUUCAGCAGAUUGAGGAGCAGCGCCAGCAGAUCGAUGAACUGCGUCAAAUCGAAGCGGAUCAGAGGGCGGAGAUCGCACAGCUGCAGCUGCAGGCGGAGCACUUUGAUCAGCAGCUUAACGCGAAGGAAAUGGGCCAUGAGAAGCAGCUGGAGCAGCAGACGAGGAUACGGCGAGAGCUGGAGGCACGUGGUGAAUCCCUCGAGGGUGAACUGAGCAUUCUGCAGGCCCUGGUGGCCGAGCAGAAGCAGCAGUUGAUCGAAAACCUCAGCGAGAACGAGCACAAUCUGAACCUCAAGAUGCUGGAACUGCAGUCCGCCCAGGAGGAGCUGCGCGAGCUGCGGGAGCUGCGGGCCCAGCAGGAUGAUCCCGAGCAGCUGAGGGAGGCGCUGCGCGUUAGCAAGAGUCUGGCUGCCCAGCAGGUGAGUGAACUGGCCUCCAGCCAGGAGACUAUCGAUGCCCUGAACCAGCAGAUCCAGGAAUUGUACCAGGGCGUCGAGCAGGCGCGCCAAGAGGAGCAGUUAAAAACAGUCGAGCUGCGCGAGAAGCUCAAGAAGUAUGCCUUAAACCUCAAGAAGCGAACGCAGCACAAUGCGGAGCUGGAGCAGAAGGUUCAGGAAUGCCAGGAGGAGCUUAGCAAGCUGAGGGAGGAGCAGCUGCAACCUGAACCCCAAGUGGACACCCAACAAAUAGAGCAUCUGCAGCAACAGAUUGGCAAACUGAACGAGGAUCUCAAGGCCAAAAUUCAUGUCAACCUAGAGAACCGCGAUGCGCUGCGUCAACUGAAGCAGCAAGUCCAGGAGCAGGAGCAACUGAUCGAGCAGCGCGAUGCGGAACUCCAGGAGGCCAGUCUGGUGAGCAAGGAGCUGCGACGCGAGCGCCAGGAGGCCGAGCAGGAGGUCUUCCAGCAGGGCCAGCAGAUGGCCAGGCUGCGCGAGGAGAUCGCCCACCUCGAACAGAAGCUAAAAGAGGAGCCAGCGGCUGUCGAUGAUCUGCGCCGUCAACUGGAGGCCAAGUCGAAGAAGUUUGAAAAGUCCAAGGAGCUGAUCAAGCAUCGCAAUGCCACCAUUCAGGCGCUGCAGCGAGAGGUGCAGCAGUUGGAGAAGGAGAAGGACGAGCAGAUGGCCCAGCUGGAGGGCCAAGGCGAGGGCAGCAUUGUCAAGAGCUCCCUGGAGCAACUGGAAAGCCAAAAGAACGCGGAAUCCCUGCAAGCGGCCGAGCAUCUACGCAUCCAACUGACGGCCGCCCAGGAGCAGCACUCCCUGCUAGCACAGCAAUAUGCCAGCGACAAGGCCAACUUCGAGCUGACCAUCGGCCGCCUGGAGACGAUUCACGAGGGCAUUCAGGCCAAGCUGCAGGAGGAUGCCUCGUACAUCGAAUCGCUGGAGGCGCAGAACGCAGAGCUGCAGACGCGAAGCGCUGCUCUCGAGGAGCAGGUGGCCAGCCAGGCCAAUCGACAGGCGGCUGAGCAGGAUCACACGCAAAUCCUAGAGCAGCAGCUGCAGGAGCGACGCGAACAGGAGGAGCAGCAGCGCCAGCAGGAUCAGCAGCUGCAGGAGCGCCUGAAUGAGUUGGAACAGAGGGAACUGGCUCAGAAUGCCCACAUCCAGUUGAUCACCAGCGAAGCAGAGGAAACGCGACAGCAAUUGCUGCGCCUGCGAACGGAACACGAAUCCCUGAUGGCCAAGAAUGCCCAGCUAACUGCCGACGCCCAGGCGGAGCGGGAGCAGCUGAGCAGCCGCAGCCAGGAGGAGCUGGCCGAUCUGCACCAGCAGCUGGCCGCCAAGGAGGCGGAACUGCAGCGCCAGCGGCAGGUCUACGAUGCCAAGCUGGCCGCCAAGGCGACGGAGCUCGAUGAACUGGAGUGUGACCUUAAUAGUCAUGUGGAGCGGGCUGCUGCCGAGACCAGAGAUCUUGUCCAGCAAGUGGAGCGCUCCCAGGAGUUGGUCAGUCAACGAUCGGAGGAACUGCAGCGUCUCAACGAGGAGUUGCAGGAGGUGGAACGCGAAAGGGCCACGCUGAGUCGCGAGGUCACCUUAUUGCGACUGCAGCAGGACAGUGCCGAGCAGGAUGUGCUGGAGCUGCAGGAGCUGCGCAUGCAGGUUAUGCAGGACAAGACCGAAAUGGACAAUCUGCGCUCGCAAAUCGAUUCGCUGUGCGCCAAUCACAGCCAGGAGCUGCAGGCUCUCCAACAGCAGAUUGCCGAGCUGGACACGCUGGGCCAGAAUCAAACGGACGACCAGGUGUACAUCGAAACGGAGAACAAGCGGCUGGCGGAGCAGCUCAGCGAAUUGCAGGCUCAGCUGGCCAGGCAAUCUAAUCCUCCACCAGCGGCAGCCUCCCUCUUCUUUGGCGGCGAUGCUUUGGCUGCUCCCUCGCCCUUUGAUGAAAUUGCCCAGCCUCUCAGGGUUUCCUCGCUCUCGGCCAGCGCUCCUCCGCUUCCCACACCGCCUCCUACUAUAGAGGAUCUGCAGCGGAAUGUCUCCGAUCUGGAGAAGCAUGCCCAGGAUCUGGAGACGAAGCUGCUGGCCAGGAAUCAGGGCUUGGCGGAGCAGGAGGAGCGACGUCAGCAGCUGGAGCAGCGACUCUGCGAACUGGAGCGCCUGCUGAGGGAACGCGAUCAGCAGCUGGCCGAGAUUAGGGUGGCGAACGAGGAGCGUGAGCGCUUGGCGGCGCUAGAGAAGCUAAUCCAACCGGCGGCGGUGGCUCCUACACUAGACAUGUUCUUUGGGGAAUCAGUGCCGGAUGCAGUGAGUCAACAUUUAGAUUUGGGACUGCCGCAAACGGAGCCCGUGGAGGAGCCUCUAAUCCAGCCGAAAAAGGCCUACUUAUGCCAGCCCAAGCAAGAGCAGCCCAUUGAUUUUGGCGUAGAUGAGGAUCCCUGGGCGAGUGCAGCCACAGAGGAACCGCAAACGGAUGUAGAACCACUCCAUGCGAGAAUCACCCAAUUGGAACUCCAGCUGAGUGCCGCGGAGCAGCAGAAGAUCGAACUGCAGACCAAGGCGGCCAAGCUGAUGAAGCGUUUGAAGGAAUACAAAACAAAGGCCAGCGCCACGCCCACAGUUACGGUAGACAAUGAUCUGGAUACGGCCAUUAUCGAGGAGCUGAAGCAUCAGCUUUCGCUCAACGAAUCCCGCGUGGCCAAGGCGGAGGAGCUGACGCAGCAGCACGUCCUCGAAAAGGAGAAGCUAGCGAAGAGGAUUGAUGUUCUAACGGCGGGCAACGAACGCAUGGCGGAGCUGAAGGAGCGCCAGGACUUGGAAGUGCAGAUGUACCAGGCGCGCAUCCGUGAGCUGCAGGAGAAGCUCAGCCAAGUGGAGCAGUGGGAUCAGGAGCCGACUCCUCCUGCUGCUGCUUCUGCUGCUCCUCCAAGCGGCGAUGAGGCAGUGAGGAUAGAGAACCUGCAGGCGGAGAACCAGGAUCUGAAUGCCGAGUGCCAGGAGCUGCAGGAGAAGCUGAAGAAGGAGCGCCACUUGCUCCAGAUGGCCGCGGAUAUGUCCGCCCAGAUGCAGUCGCAUAAUGAUAGCCUGCUGGCGGAUCUAAGGGAGCGUCUGCGGGCGGCGGAGGAGCGCAGGCCGUUGGAUCAGGAGGAUCAGGUGGAUCAGCUAGAGCUGCAGGCCCUGAAAACUGAGGUGGCUCAGUUGAAGAGUCUCCAGGCCGAACAGGAGCAUUUAAGCAGUCAGAAGAUUCAGCGGGAACAGCUGGAGUUGCAGAAACUACAAGAGGAACAUCAAAUCCAGACGGAGCAGCUGCAUCUGCUGCAAACGGAGGUGAUUGAGCUGCGGAAACUUCAACCUGAACUGGAAAAUCUAAGAGCCCUGAAAGCGCAGCAAGAAGCCGCAGAAGAUCGCGAACCUUCGGCGGACAUCGAUGACGAGCAGGUGGCCCGGCUGCAGGAGAAGGAGGCCGAGAUUGUGCACCUAAAGCAGCGCAUCGAGGAGCUGAUGCGCGAGGACCAAACCGAGAAGCUGGUCUUCGAGAUUCUCACCAAGAACCAGGAGCUGCAGCUGCUGCGCAUGCAGGUCAAGCAGCUGGAGGAGGACAAGGAGGAUCACCAGGUGGAUCCCCAGCCAGUUACCUUAAUAUCCAAUGAUGAAGAAGCUCUGAACUCUCUGCGAACUCAAUGCCAACAGUUGCAGCAGGAGAAAUCCGACAUGGAGGAGGAGCUGCGAGUGCUAAACAACCAUGUGCUCGGCAGCUUGGAGCUGGAGGAUCGCAUGAAGCAGACGCUGCUCCAACUGGACACGAAGAACAUUGAGAUCACCGAACUGCGACGCUCGCUGGAGUUGCUGCAGACGCAAACCCAGAAUCUUGGCCAGCAACCCGAUUUGGCGGCCAUCAAUCAGCAGUGGGAACAGCUGGUGGAGCAAAAGUGCGGCGAGGUGGCCGCCAUUUGGCAGGAGCAUCUGGCCCAGCGAGAGGCUGCCUUCAAGGCGCAGCUGGAGGAGAUCAGGCAACAGCAGGAGCAGUUAGAAAAGCCACAGGAGCAGCUGCCACAACCUGGAGAUACCAACGAAAUGAUGCUAAAAAUGCAAAAGGCUUUGGAAACGCAGGAAAUGGAGAUUGUUACGCUCAAGGAGCAGCUGGCCAUUCGUUCGGCGGAAUAUGCGCGCCUGGCCGCCCAAUACGAUCCCUUCCGGCUGCAGAAUCGCAGCGGAUCAUCGGGAGGCAAUCAGGCAGCAGCCGGCGGACCACCGCCUUUGGCCACCAACGAACCACUGCCCGAGUAUGUGCUCAAAGCGGAUCUCGACUACGCCCUGAUGAUGCUCCACCAGAGGGACAUGCGCGUCGAGGAGAUGAUCCUCGAGCUGGUGCAGCUGCUCGAGGAGCGUGACCACCUGCAGCUGAAGCUAUCGGACACGCUGCGCCAGCUGGAAACGGAGAAAAGUCGCGGAGUCAGCGAUGAACCAGCCUGUGCCACGGCCUCCUCAUCCGCUGCCUCCGGGAGCAGUCCCAGCAAAGCAAGCAGCGCCGGCAGCAGCAGCGAAAUCCUGGGAGCCGCCACGACCAGUGCAGCAGGCAGUGACCUCAAGCAGAAGCUGGCGGAGCUGCAAACGGUGAAGCAUUCCAAGGACAAGGCCAUCGUGGACGAGCGGGAGCAGCGCCUCCAGCAGAUGAUCCAGCUGCAGAAGGACAUGGCCAAGCAAGGAUCGGGAUCGGGAUCGGGAUCUGUAGGAGCAACAGCCACAGCAGCCACAACCGCACCAGCAGCAAUCGGCGUGGAUCUCUCUCAAUCCGGAUUGCGUUCGCCGUCGAUGAUGCUCAUGGACUGGAUAAUGGGCAGCAGCAGCAGUAGCAGCAACAACAACAAGGAGGAGGAGCCGACCUCCGGCUAACCCCUUGCGAUAUCCUGCGAUGCCUGGACGCCCACAACUAGCAGCACUUUAAUUACGAAUCAUUACUUUAACUUCAUGCUGGCCUUCCUUGCGCGGACAAUGGAGAUAGAUAGCGAUAGCGUUAGAGUUCUUUAUACGAUAUUAUGUACCUUGGCUAGCUGAAAGGCUCAAUCCACCCAAGCCCCCCCCGCGUAAACCCAAACCCAAUUUGUUCCAAACGCGUACGUUUUAUGUUGUAGAUAUGUAAAAAUUGUAUAAAACAAAAAGAAAAACAAAAACGAAAUGAAAACGAAAGCAGAGGCAGAAGAAAAAAUCAGAAAAUUUAACUAAAGAGAA
Messenger RNA from Drosophila takahashii, 8953 nucleotides. It is a transcript of the gene lva, whose product is annotated as lava lamp. Gene Ontology annotation, molecular function: microfilament motor activity; actin filament binding. The record is from RefSeq and is a predicted model, not a curated record. NCBI's taxonomy places the organism in Eukaryota, Metazoa, Arthropoda, Insecta, Diptera, Drosophilidae. Gene Ontology annotation, biological process: muscle contraction; sarcomere organization. Gene Ontology annotation, cellular component: cytoplasm; myosin II complex; myosin filament.